This is a messenger RNA of Scomber scombrus (Atlantic mackerel), 935 nucleotides long. RefSeq names its product exosome component 7 (gene exosc7). The coding region runs from base 29 to 904 and encodes 291 amino acids. Lineage: Eukaryota; Metazoa; Chordata; Actinopteri; Scombriformes; Scombridae. Gene Ontology annotation, cellular component: nuclear exosome (RNase complex); cytoplasmic exosome (RNase complex). The transcript is spliced from 8 exons. Gene Ontology annotation, biological process: nuclear mRNA surveillance; TRAMP-dependent tRNA surveillance pathway; U1 snRNA 3'-end processing. The record is from RefSeq and is a predicted model, not a curated record.
ACGCUGCACCUCUGAUAAACUUCACAUUAUGGCGACAGUACAAGUUAGUGAGGCUGAGAAAGUGUAUAUUUUACACGGUAUAAGGGAUGAUCUGAGAGUGGAUGGGAGAGGCUGUGAGGACUACAGACACACGGAGAUAGAGACUGAUGUGGUGUCCAACACAGACGGAUCAGCUAAAGUCACACUGGGACACACAGCUGUUCUGGUUGGGAUUAAGGCUGACCUCGGAAAACCGAAGCCCAUGUUACCUAAAGAGGGUUAUCUGGAGUUUUUCGUUGAUUGUUCUGCCAAUGCGACCCCUGAAUUUGAGGGGCGAGGAGGCGAGGAGCUCGGCACGGAGCUGAGUAACACUCUCUACAAAGUCUUUAACAACAAACACAGUGUGGACUUAAAGAGCCUCUGUAUCAGUCCUGGAGAACACUGCUGGGUGCUUUAUGUGGACGUUCUGCUCCUACAAUGUGAUGGAAACCUGUAUGAUGCCAUCUCAAUAGCUAUCAAGGCAGCUCUCUUCAGCACUAAAAUUCCUAAAGUGCACAUAUCAGCUGACGAAGAAGGAGCGAAGGAGAUCGAGCUGUCAGAUGACCCGUAUGAUUGUAUGAGGCUCAACGUAGAAAACGUUCCCUGCAUAGUGACGCUGUGCAAGGUAGGCCACCGGCACGUGGUGGACGCGACUCUGCAGGAGAAGGCGUGCUCCGUGGCGAGCCUCAUCAUCUCCGUCACACAGAAGGGCACGGUCACCUGCAUGAGGAAGGUGGGCGGAGGCAGCCUCGACCCAGAGAGCAUCUUUGAAAUGACAGAGGCAGGUAAACGUGUUGGGAAAGCCCUUCAUGCUCCGCUCAUGGAUCUGCUGCAGCAGGAGGAACGUUUGGGAACAAAACGACAGAAAGUGGGCUUCCUCGGUUAGCUUCAAGUAUCUACAGUCUCUGUGUGCAUGU